GGCCUUCAAAACACUUGGACAUCGUUUGAAGAAUCCCGAGCGCCAGUGAUUCACGGCAUUUGUCGACGAUUUGAUUCUGUAGCCUCUGCAAUAACAACUGCUGGGGAUUGGGACAGUGCUAGUAUUGUGCAGGAACUCUUCUCGGUGUUGGGUUGGAUAGAAUUUGGUUCAAUUUGUAAAGGAUUUCGGUGACAGAGUUGUAUUGACAAUGGGGCACUUGUACGCUCUGGACUUUGAUGGGGUGUUGUGCGACAGCUGCGGCGAGAGCUCCAUCUCUGCGGUUAAGGCUGCCCAAAUUCGGUAUCCAGAGCUUUUCGCUGGCAUGGAUGCAGCUACAGAGACUUGGAUCCUUGAUACCAUGCGCGUUGUGCGGCCUGUUGUGGAGACUGGAUAUGAGAAUGUUCUACUUGUGCGGCUGCUGCUGGAGAUCAAAGCUCCUCAUCUGCGCAAGACCUUGGUGGCGGGGAAAUUGUCUGUCGACGACAUUUUAGCAGAUUGGGAGCAUGGCAUCAAGCCAGUGCUGAUGAAAGAAUGGAGUGAGAACAAAGAGGAGCUGGUGGAUCUUUUUGGAAAAGUACGUGAUGACUGGCUGGAGCAUGAUCUUCGCGGUUGGAUUGGUGCUAAUAGGUUUUACCCGGGGACAGCAGACGCUUUAAAGUUCUCAUCCUCUACCUUAUUUAUUGUGACAACAAAACAAGCUCGAUUUGCAUCAGCACUACUGAGGGAAAUAGGUGGUAUUGACUUCCCAAUGGACCGCAUAUAUGGCCUUGGCAGUGGACCUAAAGUCGAGGUGCUAAAGAAGCUACAAGAGCGACCUGAACAUGAAGGCUUGACUCUUCAUUUUGUGGAAGACAGGCUUGCCACGCUCCGCAAUGUCAUCAAGACCCCAGCACUUGACAAUUGGCACCUGUACCUAGGUACCUGGGGUUACAACACUCAAAGUGAAAGAGACGAAGCGGAGAGCAUUUCACGUAUCCACGUCGUGGAUCUCCCCGAUUUCUGUGCAAAAUUGAAGUAGAAGAUUCUUACUCCUGGUAUCCACUAUUCAACUAUUGACACCAGCUUCGACGAUUUCAGGUGCUUUGACCAAAUCAUUGAUUUAGAUUUGCCUUCAUUUAGAUUAAAGUUAUCUAGACAUCAUACGAUGUAUACUAGGGUAUUUUUAGAAAAAAUGAACCUGUAGUACUUCCUUCUGCUCCACGUUUCUCCCUUAGUUUGAAGUCUAAGGGCUCAGCCGUUUAAGGCUGUGAAUGUCUUUCAUGUAUCGAAAAUUUAAGGAAUUGAAUGUGCUGCAUGUAUUCAGCACACGAAAAACCCACUUCUUAGAUA
Molecule: messenger RNA, 1329 nt
Organism: Physcomitrium patens
Lineage: Eukaryota; Viridiplantae; Streptophyta; Bryopsida; Funariales; Funariaceae
Biological process (GO): SNARE complex assembly
Cellular component (GO): lytic vacuole; endosome
Molecular function (GO): SNARE binding
Source: RefSeq, a predicted model, not a curated record